Caenorhabditis auriculariae is the source of this 3401-nucleotide messenger RNA. The record is from the annotation of a GenBank genome assembly. NCBI's taxonomy places the organism in Eukaryota, Metazoa, Nematoda, Chromadorea, Rhabditida, Rhabditidae.
AUGUUGUUUUCUCGCCGAAAAACGGCUGCUGUGGAAGGCACUCAAGGAAGAUACGUUAAACGCGAUGCUCCACCGCCGGUCCCUUCACUUAGCGGUAAGAUCUUUUGAUGGCUUUUUUGACGGUUAUAGAUCGUUCAAGGCCUUUUGUUUCAAAAAAAACCCAUUGAAAAGCUUUUCAGUUUCUACGAAUCUGGGAACGUUUUUAAAAAGUUUAAACUAGCUUGAUGCAUGAAACUGGUCUGUUCAAAAAAAAAAACAACUAUCUGCGAUUUGAUGGAUGGAUAUGUAUGGAACCAAAAAAAAAUAUUUUGAGAUGAUGUUUCAGUUACCCUGAGGAACUUCCAUAACAAAAAAAUAGUCAAAAAUAACAGUAAAUAUGAAGAAAUGUUAUAACCGAGAAAGCAAAAAAAUUAUUUCAUUUUUGUAGAGAAACCAACUUGAAUUAGUUUGCUUUUUUUGAAAGAAAAAACAGAUUAAAAAAAUUAGCCAUAAUUCAAAUUUUUGUUAAAUGAAACCAAACCAAAAUGCUUUAAAACAGAAGGAAAAGGCUCUCAUUGAUUUAUAACAAUCGAUUAGAGUUUUUGAAUUAUUGGGUCAACUAUCAGUUUCAAAAGGACGGUUUCAGCUUCGGCCCACGCUGUGAAUGCCGCGAGAAGGUCGCCGAUUUCAACUGCGGCCCUUGCGGCCGCCGCAGCUCAAACUUUGGCUCAAACAAUUCCAGAGCCAGAAUUUCUUCAAAUGGAGGAUCCUAGUUAUAACGAAGUUUUCGACGACACUUUCGAUAUCGGGGAAAACUUGGCUGUGGAACCAGCGAGGAGGCUCCAUUCGAGGUCCACUGUUAGGUUAGCUCAUAUUAUUCAUUAUUUUAUGGCUUUAGAGAAGUUCAAAUUGUAAAAUCAACUGAUCACUAUUGUUUCUCAAGUUCUGCAAAAACUGGUCAAUCUCAGAUUUCGCCCAGAAGUAAAACUGAGCGUUUAUUUGACAUAGAACCUUCUUAUGAAAACCUCAGGUAGCACUAAAAGAUGAUUUUCUGUUAGCCGUGCUUAUUCUCGAACCGAAAUUAGAGUCAAAAAAUUCCCCGGCCUUAACCAAAACAUGCGUUGUAUCAAAAAGCCACCAAUUUCAAUUUUAGUGAAAACGAUGGUGGCUUGGAGGGAAGUGACGAAAUCGAAACUAGUCCUUCCACGUCAUUCGGCCUUCGAAAUAUUGACGUUUUGUCUUCUAGAAGCUUCAACAGGCGAGUUAUUCUACUGUUACUUUUUUAAACUGAAUAGUUCUAGAGGUGGCCUCCGCUUUGUACCGAGGAAAGCUUUGACAGCUUCUCAUUCCAUUGGAAAUGUCGAGCAGGGACUGUUAGAUAUCAGCUUGAGGUUGGUAGAAAAGCAUUGGCAAUAGAGGAAAAGAAAUACUUUCAGAGAUGAACUUUCAACGGGCGAACAACCGCGGUUUCAGUCGUUGCAAACGCUUCCGAGUGCUGAUCCUGUCAUCACAGUUCAAAAAAAUAUGGAGACAUUACUUCAGGUUCGAUUUCUUAUGCUUUGAAGAUAACUUAAUAAGAAUCAUUAUUUUUAAUUUGAAAAUAAGAGCAAUUCUUACGAUAAUCCUCAAUUUUUCCUUAAGAAGACAAUUCAUAAAAUAAAAUGAAUCGAAUCGAUGACAAAAGAAGUGAGAAUAUGGGAAAAACGACAAAAGCUCAAAUUAACGGCUAAGAGAAGAAUAAUCAUCCCGAAAAGGUUCAAAGAGAAAUAUACUAUAAAAUUGGAAGGUAACAGGCUGCAAUUGAUGAAAAUUUGUAAUGUCGUCUCGGCUCUUGAGAAUAAAAGCUUCUCCGCCCUCCACGGUUUUUCCAUUACUUCAAGAGCAAAAAAGCUUUUUUUAAAUUGAUCCGUCGCUGCUUUGAGGUAAAAAGCUUUUUCAAAUAAAAUCACGAAGUUUCUAAAAGUUUUCUUUGAAGCGUUUCCCAUGCUAUUGGAUUUGAACACACUUCCGGCUUAAUUUUUUAUUUUUUUGAGAUAAAAUGAUGAUUUCAUCGAGUUAUACAUAAAAAGGUUAUCGCAUCAUGAAAGAAAGUGAAAAAAAUCGGAAAAGGGAUGGAAUGAUUUUGAAUGGCGAUGUUUCAAGUUUGAGAAAUAUUCAAAAAAAUUUUUUUGGGGGCAAAUGAAAAAAAUUAUUCAGAAAAAAAUAUUGAAAAUGGAAAUUUUUGAAAAAAACCGGGUAUUAUCUAUAAUAUUCCAACCGUUAUUGUAAUUUUUAGUUUUUUGUGCAAUCCGUAUUCUUUGAAAUUCUCUCUGAGAACUUAUUCAUUCAAACGAAACAAAUAUUCUUAUUAUACUUUUGAAAAAUGAUCUCAACUUCAGUGCACGACGACGAUCCGUUUGUCGAUGAGCCAACAUUACCUCCAAACUGGGCCAUUGAUUACACAAACGACGGGAUCAGGUAGUUUUCUGUUUCAUGUCACAUGUCUGAACUUUCUUUCAGGUAUUACGUCGACCACAAUAACCGUCGCACUCAUUGGGUACAUCCGCUAGUGAAAGAUAACUUGCGUCCCGGAUGGAAAAAAUAUUUCGAUCCUCAGCUCGGAGUUAUUUAUUUCAAGUGAGAAUCAAAUUCUUUCUUUGAAAAGCAUUGACAUUCAGUGAAACAACUGGAGUUCGUCAAUUCGACCAUCCUGGGAUCGCCAACCCCAUUUUCCGAACCGAAUCUGUUAAUGUGGCCAGCCGAUCCAACAUGGAGCUUACAGCAGAUCUUCAUAUCAUACAAGAGAAUGGUUGCUUUUUCAUCGAGAUUAGUUUCUGACCAUUUGAAAAUUUUUCAGAAUUACCGCCAUGGCUUCUGAUGUAUGCCCAAUCUGAUACUUCUUUGGAUCAUCUGCUUGAGGUUUGGCUAUAAUCAAUUUUUAACGUUUUGAGAGGUGAGAGGUAUAGAUUUGCAAGAGUGACGCGUUGCGUGUGCGACGCGGCUUUUGGCAUGGAAACUCGAAGUCGAAUAUAAUCAUUGAAAAAUAAAAGUUCAUUGAAAAUCUGUCGAAAAAAAAAUCGGAGCUAGUGUUUGAAUAAAAGUUUCCCGCUAGGAAGCCGCGUCGCACACGCAACGCCUCACCCUUGCCAAGCUACCGGUCUCGCCUUUCAAAUCUAGAAAGACUGACCAUACUCAAAAAGCACUGCAAUAUUCAAACUUCCCGUUUCAGUGGAACCUUUUUGGCAUCAGCCAGCUUGCGCAAUAUGAAGAAAUGAUGCGGAAACUCUACAAGCAGCAGGCAAUCGAUAUCGCGAGGAAGUUUUCAACUUUAUAAAUUAAAAAUCCAAGCAUUUCCAUAUUUCAGAUAUGAAAAAAUGAGAGUCGCCAUCAAUCGUGAGAUUCAUAGAAGAGACGCUUCUCGACCACCACCUAGGAGAAUGUGA